Messenger RNA from Ostertagia ostertagi, 1011 nucleotides. NCBI's taxonomy places the organism in Eukaryota, Metazoa, Nematoda, Chromadorea, Rhabditida, Trichostrongylidae. The record is from the annotation of a GenBank genome assembly.
AUGAAAGCACUUGGACCUGAUGUUCCUGAAUUGCUUAUUCUACCUGUAUAUGGAGCGUUGCCAUCUGAAAUGCAAACCCGUAUAUUCGAUCCAGCUCCUCCAGGGAAGCGAAAGGUUGUCAUUGCGACGAAUAUCGCGGAAACCUCGUUAACCAUUGAUGGGAUAUACUUCGUAGUCGAUCCUGGCUUUGUGAAGCAGAAAAUCUACAAUCCAAAGAGCGGGAUGGAUUCUUUGGUGGUUACUCCGAUUAGUCAGGCUGCUGCCAAGCAGCGUGCUGGACGUGCAGGACGAACAGGGCCUGGCAAGUGCUAUCGACUUUACACGGAGCGCGCCUAUCGGGAUGAAAUGCUGCCAACGCCCGUACCAGAGAUUCAGCGUACCAAUCUUGCUUCAACGUUGCUGUCCUUGAAGGCCAUGGGUAUCAACAAUCUCAUCGAUUUCGAUUUCAUGGAUGCUCCUCCAUUGGAUUCGAUGAUAACGGCCCUUCAUCAACUGCAUACUUUAUCGGCACUGGAUGGUGAUGGCUUAUUGACAAAACUUGGUCGCCGAAUGGCAGAGUUCCCAUUGGAGCCUUCUUUGGCAAAGCUGCUCAUUAUGUCUGUGGAGUUAGGAUGCUCUGACGAAGUACUAACUAUUGUGUCAAUGCUCUCUGUGCAGAAUGUCUUUUACCGGCCGAAGCGUGCGCAGGAUAUUCGGAAACAGCUUCUUGGUAUCAUGGAUCGCCACAAACUCGAUCUAGUCAGUUGUGGUCGCGACGUUCAGCGAAUACAGAAGGCAAUUUGCUCUGGCUUCUUCAAAAAUGCGGCGAAACGAGAUCCUCAGGAAGGUUAUCGUACUCUUGUGGAUGGACAGAACGUUUUCAUACAUCCUUCGUCUGCAUUGUUCCAGAAUCAACCAGAAUGGGUUGUUUACCAUGAGCUUGUUAUGACGACCAAGGAAUACAUGCGAGAGGUAAGGCGGCUUCGUUACCCAGUCGGCAUAACUUGUAUUGAAUUACAAUUGAAAGGAUGA